AUGCUACCUGAAGACGAGCUGGAUUUCGAAGACUUUGGAGAUCUGGGAGAUAUUGAAGGGCCCGAGCUCACAAAUGAAGAGUUGGAGGCAUUAGAGCAAGAGCUUCGCUCUGAGAAUGUCUCUCUAUUAACCGAACUGGAUGAGGACAAGACAACUACUGAAAAGGCAGCGUCUUCUGCUGCCAUUACUACUGAAGCAGCUAUAACAACCAAGCCAGCUGCUGCCGAGACACAAAAAGAAAAUCAAGGCACUGUAAAUAAUACGUUAGAGGAAGGCGAGACACCUAAUGAUGGCCCAACAGCUCCAAGCAAGUCAGCAGAAUUGCAGCAUUGUUCUUCAAAUCAACAGCACCAGCAUCAAUCAACAUUUAACAACUACAACAAUUACAAGAAUAAUGGAUUCUAUGGCCAUCAACCAUCAAUGCCAAUGAAUAACAUGUUUCCACAAUAUCCGCCAUUCUCAAAUCGUAUUUAUGUGAAUCCAAAGUUCAACAAAAGUGGUGCUUCUCAACAAAUGCAGCUUCAGCAACAGCAACAGAGAAAGUUUAUGGAGCUGGAAGCACACCGUAUGCUUUUAAUGCAAAGACAAAUGCAGCUGCAGCAACAGCAAGAACAGCAGAGAUUAGCUGAAUUGGAUCAGAAGCGCCGUGAAGCGGCCGAAACCAUGAAAAGAAAGCGAGAGCAAAGGAACACAGAGACCGGUGAAAAGCGAUUGAGACCAGACGAAACCAACAACCAUAGCGAUGAUCGUGCUACUAAGCGUCUCGAGAGAUUUGCGCAAUCUCCUGCUGGUGGGAUUUCUAUCAAAGGCGUGGCAGCAGCGGCAGCUCGUAAUAACGGCAACCUAGCGCCUAGAAAUAUUCCAUAUCAACCACCCAACGAAAGAAAAGUCUCUAUUGAGAGAAGAGUAUCAACACCAUAUGACAGAAAACCUAGUAUUACAAGUCGCUUAGGGAAGCCAGGCAAUUCAUCAACGCCUGCCCCACCAUCUAAAGCCCCAUUCACUCCCAACAAGAGAUCUUCUGCAUCCAUCACAGCGACUCCAGUGCUACCCAUCGUUACCAACGGCAAAUCGAAUAUACUUAUCAUCACAGGUUUGGGCAAAGAUGCGAAAUUACAAGAUAUCCGUAAUAUGGCAAACGGUGCACAUGAUGUAAAAUUGGACUCGAACACUAAUUCAGCAACCGUGGUAUUUCCAAGUGUCGAAUUAGCUGUUACUUUUCGAAGAAAGUACAACAGAUAUCAAAUGGGAGAAUCACACAUCAACAUUUCAUUUCAAAAAUAA
Molecule: messenger RNA, 1284 nt
Organism: Mucor velutinosus
Lineage: Eukaryota; Fungi; Mucoromycota; Mucoromycetes; Mucorales; Mucoraceae
Exons: 4
Coding region: 1-1284 (427 amino acids)
Molecular function (GO): nucleic acid binding
Source: RefSeq, a predicted model, not a curated record